AAAAGGUUAAACAAGUUAAAAUAUCAAAAAUUAACUUAAAUUAUUGUUGUUUAAGUUUAUUAUUAAUUUAAAAAGUAUCAAGUUCUAGUGAAAAGGUGUAUUAAUAUAAAUUCAUUUAAGAUGAGUGAGAAAAAGAGUUUAAAACAGUCUAGAUUACCAUUUCAAAUAAUAUCAACAUCUCCAAAAGUAUCUGGUGAACACAAGACAUCUGCAGUUCCAGUAGAAAAGUCGUCUCCAAAGACUCCAGUCACAUCGCGUAAAAGAAAACCAUCAAAUGAUGGUGACAACAUUCGAUCUUCCAAAAUCGGACGUACAAAUUCGAAGGAAAAUAUAAUUGCAGAACAAGAUCCAAUAGAAAUUGUCGACAGUAGUGAAGAAGAAAUUAGUGCUGUAAAUACAACCUUAAAUGAGUCAAUUGUGAGUGUUACAGAUACAACUCCAACAGCUGUAAAAAUAGUAUCGCCACAAGAGAAGAAACUUCGUAUUAAGAUUCAAUCAUGUUCUAAGAGAAAGCAGGUAAUUAAACCAAUCGAAGUUCAUCCAGACGAUUCUAUUGUUUAUCUUGAUGACGAAGAAAUACAAAGCGCAAUGAAUAAGAAGAGUACUAAAAAGUCUGAGAAGAAAAAGGCUAGCACUCAAAAAGUUUUAAGGGAAAAAUCAAAGAAAAUCAAAAAGUCAUUAAAUCUCAAUCCAGAUGAAGAUCAAAGCACUAAAAAUGGAAAAAUUCUCGAGACAAAAGAAACUGAAGUUAUGGAAAUUGAUGACAAGAUGCAUGCUUCUGAUGACAAUGACAACGAAAGAUCACCCGUUGAGACUUCAGUAGCAGAAAUUAAAGAUCGUCUUGACCUGUCAAUGGAUCAAAUGUUACGAGAAUGUAAAACUGUUUCAAUUGUUUUGAAUAAGGUAUCAACAGCUGAUACUUCAAUUUUUGAUGAAAGUAAGACUGAUUUGGACGAGUCUGAAAAGGACGAAUCGCCAGAAAAAAGGAUAUCUGAGUCCGAUGAAAGUCCAAAAGUUUCGAACCAUAAUGAAUUGUCUGAAGAAAUUUCAAAGCUCGUUGACAACAGUCCACAAAGUGACGAUUCUGCAAAUAAGGAUCUACACGACGAAUUUGUUGAGAUUUUUACUGACGAUGAAAAAAAGUCACCGACAAAUCUUAACACUCCAAAUAUCACUGAAACAACACCGAAUUUGACACCAAAAGCUUUAGCACGUAGAAAAGAUCUAGAAGCAAAGCGCAUUGAAAAGGAAUUACAGCGUCAAAAAGAAAAGGAUGAAAGAGAAAAACAGCGAAUUAAGGAAAAAGAAAUGCGUGAUGAAGCUAAACGUAAAGAACGAGAAGAAAAAGAGGAACUACGUAAACGUGAAAAGGAAGAAAGAGAGAAAAAACGUCUGGCUGAAUUGGAAAAGAAGGAAGAAGAAAAACGUCAAAAAGAGGACGAAAGAAAGCGCCUUGCUGAGCAAAAAGAAGAAGAAAAGCGCAUGAAAGACGAGGAAAGACGUCAAAAAGAAGAAGAACGAAAGCGUCAAAAUGAAGCGCGUGAAGAGGAAAAGAAAAAGAAAGAAAUGGAAAAGAUUAAAGAUGAAGAACGUAAGAAAAAGGCAGCACAAGCUUUUACCAAAUUCUUUGUUGCUAAGAAGAAAAAUGAUCCACAAAUUGAUGAUGACGCAUCGAAAGAAAGUGCUGAAUGCUCUGAUGUAGCUAUUGGAAAUUUCAUGCCAUUCCAAAUACAUGGAAAAAUGAGACUUGCUCCUCGCAUUAGAAAUGAAAUAUCUAAGGCACAAAAAGAAUGUUUAGAUGAAAUCUUAAAAUCUGAUGGAAGUAAGAUCGAUCGCAGCAAAUUGUAUAUCCAACAAUUAAAAAGUGUCGAUUAUGUCCCAAAAUCAUCUACAAAAACUUGGCCUGAAGAAGAUAAGGAUGAUGAUAUUGUUAUUGUUGAUGAAUUGGAAGGUGUUGGUGAAGAUAUUAAAGAAGAUGAAGCUCAUUCAAAAAUCAAAUAUCGUGCCAAAUUGUUAUUGUUUAAAGAAAACAGACGUCCUGCUUAUUAUGGAACCUGGCGCAAGAAAAGCAAAUCAAUUACAGCUCGUCGUCCAUUCGUACAAGAUGCUAAAUUCUUUGAUUACGAAGUUGAUUCCGACGAUGAAUGGGAGGAAGAGGAACCUGGCGAAUCUUUACAUGGCAGUGAUUCUGAAAAGGAAAAAGAAAAAGACGAUGACGAUUAUGAGCUUGACGACGAUUUCUUUGUGCCUCAUGGACAUUUAAGUGAAGAUGAAAAGCAGAAUGAUGACGAAAUAAUGGAUGAUAAUAGUCCAGAAACUCAAAAGGCAAAAUUAAAAGUUCUACAACAAGAAUUUGCUGCGGAAAUGAAGAAAAAGACUGAAAAGAUUAAGCCACGACUAAUUGGAUGUAUUUGGAUGAAUGGAGAUGAAGAUGAAGACGGUGGAUCAAAGAAUGCAAACUUGGAAACAAAAUAUCAUUGUUCAGACAUAAUUUGGCGUAUAUUAAAAGCUAGAGAAAUGUUUUCAAGUGGCGAUGAAAUUAAAAUGGAAGAUUUUGAACCAGAAAUAAUUGAAUCAGAAGAAGAUAAUCACACUGAAGAAAAGUCAAGUACAAAGCAGCCAAAAACACCAGCACAAAUUAAAGUUCGUAUAAAGCUUGAAGGCGAGAGCGUUAAGGAAUUAAUUAGACUUGUUAACUACAAUAUCAAUAGCAAGAAAUUUCUUAUUAAAGAAUAUCAAGCGUAUCGUUUAAAGAAUUAUCACAAAUUGUCUGAUUUUCACGAGUUUCAAGUUAAGAGUGUUGAAGAGAAGUUAAAUGAAAUAUCAAUGUACAAGACAUGCCCAGAAGAAGGACCAUUAUUUGGAAAGAAAUGUUGGUGCGUAAAAGAGGAUGUGAUUAAAGAGUAUUUUGGUGACGAAAAACUUCCAAUGCCAAAUCAAUGGACUUAUAUCUUAGAAAAGGAAAAGAAGAUUAAGCCACCUGUUGCAGAUUCAAAGAAAGGAAGUCGAGAAGUGACACCAACUGAUGAGAAAAUUUCAGUAACUGAAAAUCCACAGUCUACGGAAUCAAUGGCAGUUCCCGAAUCUCCAAAACCUAUUAUUUCAUCUAAGAUAACAAGUUUUGUAAAAAGUUCACCAAAGCCUGUCUCAGUACCGAAAAAUGUACAGUCACCAAAACCAUCAACAUCCAAGACACCAAUUCAGAACAAACCAACAACAAAUACAUCUACACAAGUUCAGUCAAAAGCUGCAAAUUCUGGCAAAAAGCGUGUAGCAAUUCUUAUGUCUGUAGAACGUGGACAGUCAAUUAACCAGGAUAAGAAAAAUCAAGUAAUUAAUCAAUUUUUAAAAACAAAUCAAAAGAAGGACGUACCACCGUUGAAUGAAACUGAUGUCAUUGAGAUUGAUUGAUCAUUGAUUGAUCAAUUAAGUAUAAAAUAUUUUUGUAAUCACAUUUUUUUAAUAGAUAGGGAAUGUUUUAGACUUGUUACGCCUAGCUUUUCUCCUCAUCAAAAGGAAAUAAUAACUAAUAAAAUUUAUACUUAUUAUGAAUGUCAAAAUUAGUAUCCAUGAA
This is a messenger RNA of Chironomus riparius, 3574 nucleotides long. Lineage: Eukaryota; Metazoa; Arthropoda; Insecta; Diptera; Chironomidae. The record is from the annotation of a GenBank genome assembly.